This is a messenger RNA of Chaetomium fimeti, 1851 nucleotides long. RefSeq names its product S-adenosyl-L-methionine-dependent methyltransferase. Gene Ontology annotation, molecular function: protein-arginine N-methyltransferase activity. NCBI's taxonomy places the organism in Eukaryota, Fungi, Ascomycota, Sordariomycetes, Sordariales, Chaetomiaceae. Gene Ontology annotation, cellular component: nucleus. Bases 131 to 1831 code for a protein of 566 amino acids. Gene Ontology annotation, biological process: peptidyl-arginine methylation. The transcript has 3 exons. The record is from RefSeq and is a predicted model, not a curated record.
AGAAUCGCUUUCCAUCCCACUUCACAUCCCACUUCACAUCCCACUCUCACCACCCCAGUCCGUUCACCCCCCUCCUUUUUUUAAAGAACCCCGCCAAAAAGAGGGAAAAAAAAAGGAAUUAUACGACAACAUGACGGAAGCAUUCCCUCGCUCCGAUUCGGGGUCGGUCUCGUCAUCGGACAAUGAAGAAGACAACUGGCUCAACAAGCCCGGCGAUGAGGACGACGACGAGGAGCAGGAGCGGAUUUCCAUCGUCUCCCUGCUCGACGACAAGGUCUUUUCUGAUGCGCCAUCAAUGUUGGCGUACUGCAAGGACAAGUUCGGGUUCGACUUUCUCGCCGUUCGGGACCGGCUGGGCUUGGAUUUCCACGGCUGUGUGAAACUUAUCAACCUGGUUCGGAAGGGUGUCAAGUCGGGCACUUCGCUGCCAACGGAGAUCACGGCGGACCACCUAGCCGACGACUCGCUGCUCAUCCCCGUGCUGGAGGAUGACGCGCUGAUUUUCUGCCUGGACGAGCUGCCCGAGCUUGGGCAGGGCCAGGCGGACGCCGGUGCUGCGGCCGAGGGCAAGGAGGCGCUGGCGGGCACCAAGGCCCCCGCCGUGGACGAGCUCUUGCACAAGAACGCCCAGAUGCAGGCCGAGCUGGAGGACCUCACCAAGCAGUUCACCAACUACCGGCUGGCGGUCGAGCAGACGCUCGACAAGCGCUGGGGCGUGGACGAGGAGGCCGACAAGGCCGGGGCUUCUAAGCCGGGUGCUGUUGCUGCCCCUGCUGAUGCCGAGGAGCCAGUCAGGGACGACUCGGCCUAUUACUUUGAGUCGUACGACCACAGCGACAUCCACGAGACCAUGAUCAAAGACGCGGUGCGCACCAACGCCUACCGCGACUUCAUCUACGCCAACAAGCACCUGUUCGCGGGCAAGACCGUCCUCGACAUCGGGUGCGGCACGGGGAUCCUGUCCAUGUUCUGCGCGCGGGCGGGGGCGGCACGCGUGAUCGCGGUGGACAACAGCGCGAUCCUGGACAAGGCGCGGGAGAACGUGUUCCGCAACGGGCUCGACGGGGUCAUCACGUGCGUGCGCGGGCGCAUCGAGGACGUGGUGCUGCCCGUCGACGCCGUCGACGUCAUCGUGUCCGAGUGGAUGGGCUACUGCCUGCUGUACGAGGCCAUGCUGCCGAGCGUCUUCUUCGCGCGCGACCGCUACCUCAGGCCCGACGGCCUGCUCGUGCCCAGCCACGCCAGCAUGUGGGUCGCGCCCGUGUCGGAUGGCGAGUACGUGGCCGAGAAUAUCGACUGGUGGCGGGAUGUGUAUGGGUUUGAUAUGCGCGCCAUGCAGGCCGGCAUCUACGCCGAGGCCCGCAUGACCGUCAUGCCCGGGGACGCCGUGUGCGGCGAGGCGCAUGCGUUCCGCAUGCUGGAUCUGCACACGGCCAAGGUGGAGGACCUGGUGUUUGAGGAUAAGUGGCAGACGACGCUGUCGGACAAGGUGGACGCGCUGGAUGGGUUCUUGGUGUGGUUUGAUUGCUUCUUUGGCGAGAGCCGGGAGGAGGUGGUCGAGGCGAGGUUGACGGCGAAGGAGUGGGCUGCCGGAGGAAGGGAGCGCGUGGCGUUCACUACGGGGCCAUUCGAUACCGCAACGCACUGGAGGCAAGGGCUGUACUUGAUUGACAAGACGAAGGCCAAGGAGAUCGAGGUUGGCCCGGGGAAGAAGCUGGCGGGCGAGAUUCGCUACUCUACCCAAGAAGGGCAUGCUCGUGGUCUUGAUAUCAGGGUAACGUGGGGGCUGGAAGGCGGUGACAAACAGGCUCAAACAUGGCAGCUGAACUGAGGGUCAGGUACAAGUAAAUG